This is a messenger RNA of Cercocebus atys (sooty mangabey), 8599 nucleotides long. RefSeq lists its product as uncharacterized. The record is from RefSeq and is a predicted model, not a curated record. Lineage: Eukaryota; Metazoa; Chordata; Mammalia; Primates; Cercopithecidae. Bases 2181 to 2645 code for a protein of 154 amino acids. The transcript has 2 exons.
CCCAGGUGAUCCGCCCGCUUCGGCCUCCCAAAGUGCUGGAUUACAAGCAUGAGCCACUGCUCCCGGCCGAGCCAGCGGUUUAAAACCAGUUCUAUCUAGCCCAAAUACAGGUCCUUAACCACUGUCCUAAUGACACCUAGUGCUGUCCUUAACAGUGGGUCAAUGGAUAUUUUUCUAAUGCAAUACAAUUUGAAGAGUGCUACAAAUAAAAUAAUUAUCUGUUUUGUAUCUUCAUGUUCACAUGUGAAUAAAAAGAUUUCUCUUGUCCCAGGACUUCCUGUUGUACUUUGAAUUUCUAAGAGCAUAUGUUAAAACUAAAGAAAAUUCCUGCAGGUAGAUGUAAGACACGAGCUGGUAGCACUUGCCUGAUAGUUGCCUUUUGGUUAGAGGCUGCAGUCACCUCCCCUAACCACUGUCCCCCACCUGCCUUUCCUCUACAUACAAGGUUUAGAUUUCCUGGCUGUCCUUUACUGUGGAACAUGCGCCAACAACAGUUCUUGGGGGAGGUGUCUGUGGCAUGAAAUUUCUUUGCAUUUUAUCACUUUUAAUAGCUGACCAUUAAGACUGAAGGCAUCUUCGACUUAGUUUCAAAGACAGGGUAGGCAGCCCUCAUUCAGAGAUGUGGGGACAUAAUAGGUUUUUAUUCUUCCCUGUGUAACUACUCACAUAAAGACCACAUUAGCCAACCUGGAUUUCCUACAGAGCGCGGGUUACCAAAACAUUUCACUAAAAAUGAACUUUUAAGAAAAUAGGAAACCUGUGAAAUUACAAAGUUUACAAAAGACUCUAAUUCCUACAAUGACCUGGAGGUUAAACACACACACACACACACACACAGAGUCACUACCCUGCUAAAAAAUCCCUUAAAUAGUUAAUAUUAACAUUUUGACAGUGCCAUUUAUCCAGAGAUAGUAAUCAAAUCACCUACUGUUGUAGACUUGGCUUGGGGGGGCAGUAAGAAUCUAUAGUUUUCUUAAGAUCUUUCCCUCCUUGCUUUGAAAAGUACAUCCCCCCACAAGACUCUCAUGCUCCCCCUCCUUCCAAAAAAAAGAUAAAAGGGGAGGGGGAAGCCCUAGGGAUGAAAGAGGACUCCUCACCCGAGAAUGGGUUAUCUUAACCUCUUCUACGCUAUUUAUUUAACUUGUGUGUACAGCCAGAAGGAAGCCACUACUCUGGGGUCCCUGGGACAGCUUAAAACCCUAGUGACCCAUUUAACACAAUAGAUUGUUUUAAUCAGUUCGUGUCCUGGCACCAUCUCGAAGGGGAACAUAAACAGACGCGCACACCGCUCAGAUUCGCUCUUUCCAGCAGGAGAUCCAAUUACCUAUCGGUGGUCACCUCUCUGCCCUCGGACCCUUUAAGAGGAGAUUUUAACCCCUAAAGCUGAGGCUGUAUUUCUGUCUAUAAGAGCCAGGAUUCGGAGUCGGUCGAGAAGCGCACUAGGGACAGUUCCGGGCGCACGGGAAUUUCUUCACAGCAGAGGCUGGUCACCUGCCGUCCGUCCCUCCUCGCCUGGCCCGGGGACCGUCGCCAGAGCCUGGCGCAGGCAAAUAAAUACCAAGCUGGGGCGCCCCCAAGGAGGAGCUGCGAUCUGAAGGCAAUGCCAAGCGACAGCGGUGGCGCGUCUGUUCUUCCGGAGCCUGUAGUCUACAAAUAACUCCGGCCAGCAAGGAGGUGACAGCCCCGAUGUACCUCCCACUCCCCUACUCUGGCCUUGCUCCGCAGGCUGUGGAGGGGCGAGCGGGGCGAGCCAGGCAGCAAGAGAGAACGAAAGACGCCCAGCUCGCUGCAGCCGCCAACCCGCCUCAGCCGCCAGUCCCCAGUCCUCAGGAGCUAGUGAGGCGCAGCGAGGCGAGGCCGGGGCCUCUAGAACACAGUUUAAGGGGUGCGCGCGGAAGUGGAAACCAGCCGGUGGCCGCUGCCCGGCGCCAGAACGUCUACCAUUCAGUCCGGGCGUGUGCGGGGCCGGGAAGAGGCUGGAGUAGAGAAGCGAGCGCCCGCGAGUGCGUGGCCGGUCCGCGAGCGCGUGUGGUGUGCGCCUUGUGAGCACUGCGGGUUCCCUGGACCCCGCGGCCAGGGCCGCGCCCCGCACCCCAGCUGUCGGGUUACCCACAGUUCGGUUUUCCGUUGUGGCUGAACACAGCGGCUCUGCUCUUGCCAGUCUCCAUCUCACCUCGGGGAUGGGCAAAUGCACACAUCAUGGAUUCUCCGGAUGCUCCAGCCCGCGGACUCCAAUGGGAGCCCCAAGACGCCCCCAGACCCAGCGCGGCGCCUCAAGCACAGGGGACCCUCUGAAGGCAACUGGCCGCGCCGUCAGCGGCCGACUCGCAGACCCAGAGCAGCGAGGUCACGGUGUCCUCGACCUCAGCAGGAAGGACCCCGCGAUGGUUCCUCACGAUUCGCCCCCGCAAACAGCGCACCCGGGCCUGAGCGCACGGAGGCCUCCAGCGCGUGGAAGUGAGCGGGUCCUGCGGUUCGUGUGCGGCCCUCUUCCCCCCAGCCCACUCACACCCCUGCCCGGUGCGUUCGCGCUCACCUGUCAAUGCGGCGGGUCCUCGGGGCCUGCGCUUUCGACGCGUGGCGCUGAGUGCGGCCGCGGCCAGAGCCGCCGGGGCUCGGCGCGGGGUCAGCGGGACCGAGAGUGACGCGGCGGCCGUGCACUGGGUCGCCCGGUCCGCGGAGGGCGCACCGAGUGCCAGGCAUCGCGCCGUCUCCCGUUUAAAUGCCGGCGGCAGCGCGCGGCGCCCGGGGCCGCGCCUCUCCAUUGGCCAGGCGCCGCCGCCGCCGCCGCCAGACCCGCUAUCCGCCCCCUUUCCCGGUACUGCCCCCGCCCCCCGCACCCCUCCUGCUUCCCCGCGGGGUCCCCUCUCCGCCCGCCUCGCCUCUUUGUCUGCUCCCCCCGCCCGGGCCGGCUGGGAGAGGUCACCCCAGGGAACCGCGCCUGGAAUGCACAGCAAAUCACAUUUUCCGCUCCCGUUGGAGAGGGAAGAGCGGGAGGAAAUCCCCCCGGCCCCGGCCCCUCGUUCCUUCGCUGCCCCAGGUCUGGGCUUUCCCUGUCGGCCGCCCGGCAUCGCCUGCGCUGGUCCCGCGCUCAGUAGCGGAGACUGCACCGGGAAGAGGAAGAUCUCCGUGGGAUCGUGCUGGAUUCGGCCAUUCUUCCCCUCUGGAGGGAACGGGACUGCGGGAUGCUCUGGUCGAGCGACCGUCGUGGCUCCCGCGCGGCCCCGCCCGAGGCCCCCAACUUCGAGGGCGUUGACCCCGGCGCCCCCGUUAACCCGCGGGCUCGCCGGCCGCCAGCAGGAGCCUGUCGCCAAUAUGACACCCUCCUCUCCUCGCCCGCCACGGGUUCUUUCAGCCCAGAUGCCGGCGGCCUCGGCUGUGAGUGUACAGAGGGGAGUCACGAGAGGAGAAUAAAACUAAAAGGACCGUCAAAAGUCAAGGCUUCCAUUCCUAAAUAAUAUUAAGGAGAGAGAGAGAGAAAACAGUCACUGAGCGACAGGGGUUUUCUGUAGCAUAUUAAAGACGAAUAAGUGUGGAAAAUAAAACGUUAGAUGACGAAGUAACUUCCCAGAAAUUUAGGACAAAAGCCUACCAACGUGUAAAACCAAUGUCACAUUCUGGAUACCAAGUACAUAAAUAUUUUUCGAAAAAUGAGUGAACACUUUCAUUUGUUCUCUUAGCUUGAAAAAUUGGUUCCUCAAAGAGGCCGUAAGUUCUGUGUGUGGAAGCUAAAGUCCGUGCAGACCAGCUCCAUCAGCCAUGUCAAAUGAAGACUUUGGAAAAGAUUUGUUACAGAAGAAAAUAUGAAGGUGUCUGUAUUGUCUAAAGCAAAAUAAACAAAACAAUGAAAUCCAUCAAAAGAUACUUAUGAAGCACCCGUAAUUUAAGUACUCGACUAGGAAAACAAAACCAGACGAGGGUUUAAACAGCCUAUUUUUUUUUUCUCUUUAGUCUGGCGUUGGGGGGAAGAAGCAAGAAAUAGCUCCUAGAUGCUGUUAGGAACGUGCAAUAGAUUUUUUUAAAAUAAAUGAAGCAAGAAGGAAGUCUGCAUUAAUAGCUUUACAAUCUUAGUCCUCUGAAUGUUUUGUCUGUGCAGAUGGCAGUUUCUACACACGAACUCGAGGCUGCACUGUACAAUUCUCAUUUUUUGUUAAAUCAUCCAGUGAGCCACAGUUUGUAGUUGCCUGCAGGAUGGGAGCAUUGAACCAGGUUGAAGACCUGUCUUGCUCACAUGGGCUCCUGGAGAGAUAGGUAAUCAGAAAUACACAAAAUACUUAGGCGAUGACCAGUCCAGCCAAAGCCCACCACCAAGCUGUAUUGGAGCCAGCUGUUCUCCCCACGUGCAAACUGCUGUACUCCUUCGGAGCAUAUUUUACAAAUUCAUUAACUCCUUCUCAUCUAAAAUAAAAGCUUUAGUCACUUCUUUUUUUCCUCAAGGCUUACAUCCUGCCCCAAAUCAACAUACAAAGAGGCUGAAAUUACCUCCCAAAACUGGAAGUGAUUUUUUUUUGGAGCCCUGACGUUGUGAUUUUCUCUAUCUCCAUCUAUCAAAUCAUGAUGACUCUUCCUCAUGCAGUUUCUCAGGCCAUAUUUUCUACAAUAGAACUCCCACCUCCUCCCCCCAACACACGCCCCCUCCUCUGUAUCCCAAAGAGACAGAAAGAGCUGUGCAUCACUGCAACAUUUUUCUUCAUUCUCACUUCUCUCUCCCUUCUCCCUGGCAUUAUAGUAUUUCCUGCCACUAGAAUGUAAGGUUCGUAAGGGCGGGGAUUUUGUCUAGGUCGCUUUGAUUACAUGAAGCACAUAGAAUAGAGAUUGUCUAACACAGCACUCAGAUUCAAUAAAUAGUUGUGGAUGGAGAAUGUUGAGCACAUUCCCCUAAGAUUAUCAACUGAGCCAAAUGCUGAGGAUAUAACCAUUGUGGAUAGAGUAAACACAGGCCCUCACCUCACAGAGUUUAUAGUCUAGUAUGUUUGUAAAUAUUUAUAUAGAAACACAAGUUUUUUGCCCAAUAUUUUUGUUUCCACAGCUCCUAACAAGUUCUUGCAAACCAUUUUCCAAUCAGGAUGAAGGCAUAAGGGUAAAAACUCCCUAGACCUCUCUAAACAUGGUUACAUAAUUAAAACCUGCUUUUAGUAAGGGGAGAAGACAUAGAAUGACUCGAUGUAGUCAAAGUUAAACUCUUAAAUCUGAGAUGCCUAAACCAUGAUCACUUAAUGAUUAAUUUUAUUUAAUGAAAGUACUUUCAAACUACUUUGAGGUUGUGAGAAGAGUAGAUUCUGCUCAGCCACUGGUUUGUAAAAGUAAAGUCCAUUUCCUCUUGUUUUGCCCACCUGUGUAUGGAAUGUGCUAGCCUCCCUCUAACCCCAAGAAGCUAAAAGAGGGCUGCUCCCCAGGUUUGGAGAAGAACUUUGAAUACCUUUAUAGAAGAGUUUUUUACUUAGAUCUGCAAAAGCUGUGUACAGCUGUUCAUCCAAUUGCAGAGACUAUGUAUGCCAUCUUGCAUAGGAUUAGAAAAGAAGCCCUUCACACAGUUGGAACUGAACGUGUAUGCCUUUUCUAAAGAAAAAAAAGUAUUAAACUAUAAACCUGACAAUGAUUAAGUAAAAACAUAUUGACAACAGUCAAACAGCAGUUAAAUGGAUCAUAUUUGGAACGAAUUUUUGUUACGUUAGUAAGAAAAAAAAUCCCCACAGAUAACCCAAUGGGAAAAAAAAAAAUUGCACAUGGCCAAAGCACAUGGGCAGGUAAUUCACAAAAAAAGAAACCUGGACAGCCGGUAAAUACAAAAAGAUGCAACAUUACACCAGUAAAUCAGGGAAAUAUAAACUGAAAUAAGAAGAUACUGUUGCUUAUCUAUUAGGUUACCAAAGAUCUAAAAGUCUGACAAUACCCAGCAUUGGAAAAGGUAGAGAGAAGCAAGCAAUCAUAUGCAUUGCUAGUGAGAGGGUAAAUUAGUACCAUCAUUUCAGAGAGCAAUUUGUCAAUAUGUGUUAAAAUUAAACAUGCACUUAGUAUGCCACUUCAUAUAUUCUAUGAAACACAUAGAAUAUAGAUUGUCUAACACAGCACUCAGAUUCAAUAAAUAGUUGUGGAUUGAGAAUGUUGAGGCAUUAGACUUCUAGGUAAAAACCUUAGAAAAGUUUGAAUGUGUGUAUGAGGGCUAGAAACUUGUGUAAGCAUGUUGAUUGUGGUAUUGUUCAUAACAAUCUUAAUGUCCAUCAACAGAUAUAGGAGAGGGCAUAAGAAAUUAUUUUAUUCAUAUGGCAAAAAGCUACACAGCUAAUAAAAGAAAUUGAUUAGGUUUUUAUAUUUUAACAUAGAGCUCAAAACAUAGAGAUGCUUUUUUUAAAAAAAAAAAAAAAGGAAGCUGCAGAAUGAUAUAAGUAGCAUGAUACCAUUAUGUGUAUUUUGUAGUAAACAUAUAAAAAUAGCAUAAGUUGCUUGUGAAACAUGUGGUCAUGUGCAUGUAUAAAUAGCUGAUUGGAACCUAGACCUCUAAUGAUCUUUACCAGAAUGAGGAGGGGAGGAGGUGGAUCAGGCAUGGAUAACAAAAGAAAUUUCAACAUUACAAAACAUUUAAACAUUUUAUUUCUUUAACAAAAAUCUUGAAAGAAAUAUGACAAAAUGUGGACAAUCUGAAUUUCUGGGUGAUGGGUACGUGGAUGUGUUUGUUAGAUAAUUCCGUCUCCAUGUUGAUAAGUUUUUAAACCCUCAAAGUUAAAACAAAUGUGAUGUUUCUAUUAUGAUUUCAAGAGUGACUUUGAUCAUCAUUUGGAAACUGAACAUUUUUGCUUCCCGUGUGUCCUUUGUAACCAGCUCCAAUCUGAGUAGGCAUGUUUUCAGAAUGCAAACAAACCCUUAUGUAAGUGUGUAUGUCUACUGACCUGUCUGAAGGCUGACUCCUGGCUAUCCACCUUGCUAUCUAUGCCUAACCAGUUUCCUGUGUAUGAAAAAUGCACGUGCGUAUGAAAAUUCUGGACAAUGUUGCCAAAUACAGGUAUAUGAAAUGAGUUAUUCAGGACCAUUAUAAUACAAUUCAUGCCCUAUUUCAUGCACAUAUUUAUUGUGUAUACUCCAUGUGCAGUGCAAUAUGCAAAAGGUGACAGUUUCAAACUAUGAACAUAAUCCUUCAUAGUCAAUAGUUCUGGCACAGUGGGAAAAAGCACUGAACUCAGAGUCAGGAAAGUCAGAGUAAAUUCCUGAUACUUCCCCUUAGAAGCUGAAUGUCUCAAUUAGGUAUUUAAAGCCUCUGGGCUGAAAUUCAACCAUCUGUAUUACAGGAAUGGUGAUAACACCCACUUCUGGGUAGAUGCUGGAAUUAAGUAAAACAAGCUCUGUGAAAGUGCCAGGCACCUAAUAAACAUCAGUGUCUGCAUGGAUACUAGAGUUCAACUGGGAGCUAACACACACACACAAAAAACAGUAAGUCUAAUAUCAGCGUGUGUUGGGUCUUAUGUAUCUUUAUAUUCACUCUGGGUAAUGCAGGGGUGGCACACAGCAAAUGCUUGACAAAGCUAUGAAAUGAGUACUUGCAUAGGGAGAAAGAAGGAAGGGAGGGGAAGAAAAUAAGGGGAAAAGAAGGAGAUAGAGGAAAAGAUAAAGAGAGAGAAUGGAGGGAGGAAGGAAGGAAAGGGAGAGAGAGGGAAGGAGGAAGACAGGAAAGAAAGUGAUACCUUUCAGUAAAUGGCACAGAAACUUUGUGUGUGUGUGUGUGUGUGUGUGUGUGUGUGUGUAAAACCAGUAAAUAGUUUUACCAAACACUUCUGGCUCUUUUUUGCUUGCACUGUAAGAAUCACGCUAACCUAAAGUUACCCUUCUCAGGAUGGUUCCACUGCAGUAAUAGAAGCUAAGAAUAAGAGACCAGAAGAUGCCCAAAUGUGUAGUUAGACAGGCUGAAACUCCCAUCCAAGAGACUGGGGAGCGAAACAAGACAGGAAGCCAGAGACACCAAUGUAUUUCUCAGCAAAUAUUCACAUACCCAGUGCUUAAAUGUAACAGAGUCUAUCCGAAAGGAGGCUCCUUUCUUUGUCUGCAGACAGGAUAACUUGUUACGUUCGAAAGGUUUAAACCGAAUGUAUUUGUUUUGAGCUCUUUGAUGUGACCUCACUCUUGGGAAAAAAAUGUGAUGGGACUUUAUUAAUAAUUUUGUUUUCCCUUAUAGCUUGUGUUCUUCAUUUUCUAAUUUUUUUUUUUUGGUGGAGGAGUUCUCUUUGAAAAAAACUCAUUUUACUGCAGUUUUAAAAUGCUAGUUCAUUGGGGAGGAUCUGUUGAAAGUAUCUAUUAAACUGAAGGUUGCAAGGUUUUACCCCACUGUCUCUGGCUAUCCUGCUCCUCACUUUUUUUUUUUUUUUUUUUUAAACUUUUGGCUUACUUAGUCCAUUCCCAGUCUUUGUUUCCUUGAUGACUCUGCUAUUUACUAGAAGUCAUUUUAGGAUCCACCUUUUCACUCUUGUGUCCUUUUUUAAAGGCAUGUAAGUAUAGGUGUGAUUGUACUCUUGCUGCAGCUCUCCUAAUAUGUCACUUGGACUGGUUCAUUACAUCUUAUAAAAUAUUUUAUAGGCUGGGCGCGGUGGCUAACGCCUGUAAUCCCAGUACU